Messenger RNA from Acaulospora morrowiae, 1017 nucleotides. NCBI's taxonomy places the organism in Eukaryota, Fungi, Glomeromycota, Glomeromycetes, Diversisporales, Acaulosporaceae. The record is from the annotation of a GenBank genome assembly.
AUGUACGACAAAAACGGACCUCUUGCACAUAUGGAAGGACAUAAUUCGACAUACAAAAGAGCGCGACGAAUUGAUUCGGCAACCUUUUCUCGACAAGAUUCAGUCAAAUAUUUCCAAUAUCAAAAUGGGGACAUCCAGAACGAAGUCGAAGAGACAUUCCGCAAUAUGAUCCUCAACCGUUUAGAAUGCGCAUAUAGUGGUUGGACGAAAGAAAGUGAAAAAGAUGUACUUGAUGUUUUGUUGGGGUCGGGAUUCAAAUGGACUAUCGAAAAUUUUUUAUUAGCAAUUGAGCAUAUUUCCCGAAAUAUAUCUGAAAAGAUAAUACAAAUUUGUAUUACAUGGUAUUCUCAAAAAUUGAAUAAAAUUUCGGAGUCAAGAGACCCCGAAAUAGUAUAUCAGAUAUUUGAAAUUUUGUCUCGCCAUCACGAUGUCUUUCGUGACAUUUUCGACGAAUUGAUCAGUAUUGCCAAAAAGAAAGUUUUACAAUAUAACAAAGCUCAAAUUCUCAGAACAACGACACAAAUUUUGCGAAUGCAGGGGACCAUUCCAAGUCAUUAUGAGCAAGUGGUCAAAGACAUCAUUACAGAAUAUAGGGACGCGGGUGAUACUUGCACUCUAAGCUUAGCUUAUCGAUCACAUCAAGAAGAUCAAGUCGCUAACACGACUAUCAGAUAUUUGCCCCAGGAUUUGAGGAUUCCUAUUGAAAAGGAUUUAAAAGAAGAGAUCGAAAAGACAUUCGACUUUGACCAAAAAAUGACAAAAUUCCCAGCCGAAACCUUUGCAGUUACACUUAAAAGAUUUAUACAAAGACUUUUAACAGUUUGUGGAAGAUACAUUAAUGAUGUUGCUUAUCACCAGAAAUCAAGGGAAAAGAAUUUCAAUGUAGAUAGGUUUUCCAACAAAAGAUUCGCUGCAAAAAAAGACAUCUCUUCCAGCAAUUGUGAUUAUAAUAUCUUUUCAUUCACCUCUUCGUUUGAACUUUCAGGAAGUUCUAAUAUUAAAACACCCUUUGACUAG